AUGGGUGCUACCGAUGUCCUGAGCCGCAAGACUGGUGUCAUCGUCGGCGAUGACGUCCUGGCCCUGUUCAAGUACGCCCGCGAGCACAACUUCGCCAUUCCCGCCAUUAACGUCACCUCUUCUUCAACCGUCGUUGCUUCUCUUGAGGCCGCUCGCGAUGCCAAGUCCCCCAUCGUCCUGCAGAUGUCCCAGGGUGGUGCCGCUUACUUCGCCGGAAAGGGCGUGGACAACACGGACCAGGCUGCUUCCAUCGCCGGUGCCAUCGCCGGUGCCAAUUACAUCCGAUCCAUCGCUCCCGCUUACGGCAUCCCCGUCGUCCUUCACACCGACCACUGCGCCAAGAAGCUCCUCCCCUGGCUCGAUGGCAUGCUCACCGCAGAUGAGGCUUACUUCAAGGCCACCGGCGAGCCCCUCUUCUCCUCUCACAUGAUUGAUCUGUCCGAGGAGCCCGUUGAGUGGAACAUUGAGACCACCGCCAAGUACCUGAAGCGCGCUGCCCCCAUGAAGCAGUGGCUCGAGAUGGAGAUUGGUAUCACCGGUGGUGAGGAGGAUGGUGUCAACAACGAGGAUGUCGACAACAACUCCCUCUACACCCAGCCCGAGGACAUCCUCAACAUCUACAACACCCUUUCUCCCAUCUCCCCCUACUUCUCCAUCGCUGCUGGUUUUGGCAACGUCCACGGUGUCUACAAGCCCGGCAACGUCAAGCUGCACCCUGAGCUGCUCGGCAAGCACCAGGCCCACGUCAAGGCCGCCAUCAAGUCCACUGAGGACAAGCCCGUCUACUUCGUCUUCCACGGUGGCUCUGGCUCCUCCAAGCAGGAGUACCUCGAUGCCAUCAGCCACGGUGUCGUCAAGGUCAACAUGGACACUGACAUGCAGUUCGCUUACCUCAGCGGUAUCCGUGACUACAUGCUGAACAAGAAGGACUACCUCCUGACCGCCGUUGGCAACCCCGACGGCGAUGACAAGCCCAACAAGAAGUACUUCGACCCCCGUGUCUGGGUCCGUGAGGGUGAGAAGACCAUGUCUAAGCGUGUUGCUGAGGCUCUCAAGGACUUCAACACUGCCAACCAGCUCUAA
Molecule: messenger RNA, 1083 nt
Organism: Trichoderma asperellum CBS 433.97
Lineage: Eukaryota; Fungi; Ascomycota; Sordariomycetes; Hypocreales; Hypocreaceae
Biological process (GO): gluconeogenesis; glycolytic process
Cellular component (GO): cytosol
Molecular function (GO): zinc ion binding; fructose-bisphosphate aldolase activity
Source: RefSeq, a predicted model, not a curated record